GUUCAUAAUAAUUAUUAUUUUUGCUGUCAAUAAUUCGUUAAUUUUAACAACUUUUAUGUUUUAAUAACCAAAUAAUAUAAUAGAGAAUUAUUUUAAUUUAAUCCUUUUCAAAAAUUAGAAUAUCAUUUCGAAAACUUUUGAUUUUUUACAAAUAAAAAAAAAACAAUUAUUGACGUUACAGAAAAUGGUGUAAUAUAUGUAAAUGUAUGUAAUACGAUUUGAUAAAAUUAUCGGCUGAAUAAAUUAGACCUUAGUAUUCACUAUAUAGUUUAUACAGUAAUUUCGGAUCUCAGAUAUGUAUUUAUAUUCAAUAAUUAUAAUCUCAAUAAUAUUUAUAAUAUUUAUUUUUAAAUUAAAAUGGAAAAAUUCAAAACUAAAUGACUUAUUUGGACGCCAUGUAUUGGUUACUGGUGGUUCAAGUGGCAUUGGUAAAUAUGCAGCUAUGAAAGCAGCUAAAAUGGGAGCAAAUGUGACAAUUGUUGCGAGAAAUAUUCCUAGACUCUUAGAAGCCGUCAAUGAAAUAAGAACUCAAUUUAUUACUGAAAAUCAAAAAAUUAAGUUUAUAUCUAUUGAUCUUGCUAGUGACUAUAACAUUGUUAAGAAGGAGUUUGAUCAAGCCACCAAAGAAAUGGGACCUUUGUAUAUGCUUGUUAAUUGUGCAGGUAUGUCAUUAUGUGGUACAUUGGAAGAAAUGUCAACAGAUGAUAUUAUGCAAUUAAUAAAUGUAAAUUUAUUAUCUACAAUUCAAGCUACUAAAGCUGUUGUUAAAGAAAUGAAAUGNGGCUGUUGUCAAAGAAAUGAAAUAUUUGGUGACGGUAUUAUUGUAAUAACUGCAUCACAGGCAGCAAUGUGUGGAAUAUAUGGACUGGGUGUUUAUAGUGCUACAAAGUUUGCCUUAAGAGGAUUUGCGGAAGCUUUGAGUAUGGAAACUAAUCCAUAUGGAGUAAAAGUGACAUUGGCCUUGCCACCAGAUACAGAUACUCCAGGUUUUGAAAAUGAAAAUAAAAGCAAACCAUUAGAAACAAGAUUAAUUUCAGAAACAUCUAAAUUACUUAGCCCUGAACAAGUAGGAUACAAAAUCAUAAAAGAUGCUUUGAAUAGUCAAUUUUUUUGCUCUUUUGGAUUUGAAGGUCAUAUACUAACCAUUGGGUGCCCUGGAAUGGCUCCAUUUUCAUCUUAUUUUGAAUUAAUUUGUCAGGUAUUUUUAUCAGGCAUUCUAAGAUUAGCAGUUGUUUAUUAUCAAUAUAUAUUUAAUAAAAUUAUUUUAAACUGUAAAAUGGAAAAAGAAAAAAGUGUAAAAAUUGUAGCUCAUUAGUAAUAUAGUUAUAAAGAAGCUUAAUUGCAUUACACUAUAAUGCAUAAUUUAAAGCAUUUUGUUUGGAGAGGAUUAAAAAUAAAAAUAAUUUUUAUUUUAAAUAUUUAAUAAAUAAGUAUGUUGAAUUAUCCUUAUAUAUUAUGUAUAGCAGCGGUUCUCAACCUUUUUAUAGUCACGUACCAUAUACACAAUUUGAAAAUGUUUAUGUACCACCUGACCAUUUUUUUGCUUAUUAAAAAUGUAUACGUUUAUGUUAUA
This is a messenger RNA of Daktulosphaira vitifoliae (grape phylloxera), 1573 nucleotides long. RefSeq names its product 3-ketodihydrosphingosine reductase (gene Kdsr). Lineage: Eukaryota; Metazoa; Arthropoda; Insecta; Hemiptera; Phylloxeridae. Gene Ontology annotation, molecular function: 3-dehydrosphinganine reductase activity. Gene Ontology annotation, biological process: sphingolipid biosynthetic process. Gene Ontology annotation, cellular component: endoplasmic reticulum membrane. The record is from RefSeq and is a predicted model, not a curated record.